Molecule: messenger RNA, 753 nt
Organism: Rosa chinensis
Lineage: Eukaryota; Viridiplantae; Streptophyta; Magnoliopsida; Rosales; Rosaceae
Exons: 2
Coding region: 1-753 (250 amino acids)
Source: RefSeq, a predicted model, not a curated record
AUGAACUGUGUGGAAACUGUCUCUUACUCGUUUCUGUUGAAUGGAGAGCCCAGGGAUCUGCUGCACCCGGGUCGGGGUUUAAGGCAAGGGGACUCAAUCUCCCGCUACCUUUUCCUCCUCUGCGCUGAAGCCCUCUCUAGAUUAUCUUGGUCGCCGAGGAACAAAACAGAUUGCAUGGAGUUACUGGCUGAAGAGGAGGAAUGCCUUGAGUUGAGGGAGAUCUUACUGAGUUAUGCCAAGGCUUCGGGGCAACAAAUUAAUUUUGAGAAAAGCUGUGUCUCUUUUAGUAGGAAUGUUGAUUUGGUCUGGCAACUGGAGCUAGCUGAUUGCUUGGGAGUAGUUAGGGUGGACAAGCAUGAUAAAUACUUGGGUCUCCCUACUGAGUUGAGCUAUUCAAAAGACGAGGCUUUCCGUUUCUUAACUGAAAAGAUUGAGAAGAGGACACAAGGAUGGAGGGACAAGACACUUAGUGUGGCUGGCAAGGAGAUAAUGAUUAAGACAGUCCUACAAUCUAUUCCCAACUACGUGAUGAAAGUUUUCGAACUGCCUCGACAUCUUUGCCAUGCUAUGCAUCAGUUGAUGGCCAAGUUUUGGUGGGGUGACCAGGGAGAUGUGAAGAAAAUCCAUUGGCUUGCAUGGGAUAGACUUUGUUGUCCCAACAAUGAAGGGGGUUUAGGUUUCAGAAAUAUGGUCCAGUUCAACCAUGCACUAUUAGCCAAACAAGCAAGGAUGGAGAUUGAUUCAGAGACCUAA